AUGUACGGCCUCAAACAACUUGCUGUCCUGAGCUUGAUGCUCCUGUCUGUCACGGCUAAGGAAGCGAAGAAGACGAUGGUUGGCUUCGAGACCGAGAAGGCCAGCUAUGGCAAGGAUGUCGAACUCGAAGACUGUACGGAGAUUGACGAGGAGGAGGUCUACACCAUUUCGAUUAAGAAGCAUUGUCGCGUAUUCACUGGCCCUCUCUGCACCGGUCGAAACACCCUUCUCAAGCCCGGCGACCAUUCGAACAAGGAACCCGUCCCGAUUUUAUCUAUCUUCUGCCACGCAAAGAGGCCGUUCUAG
Messenger RNA from Penicillium brasilianum, 306 nucleotides. Lineage: Eukaryota; Fungi; Ascomycota; Eurotiomycetes; Eurotiales; Aspergillaceae. The record is from the annotation of a GenBank genome assembly.